UCCACCAGCUGUCGUGAUCUCGCGAGAUUUGUGGCUCUGGAGAGACUUUGGAUGGGAAGGAGAACUUUUGCACGGGAAGGAUCAGUGUUGUUGGAGUGUCAAGGAUAUUACGGCUCAUAUACUUUGCUUUUCACCUUUCAGUUGUCAAGAUAUCGGACUAGUGUCCAUUUCUCAUCUACAGCGAAUUUUCCUCAAGAAGAGAUGAGCUUUUUAUUUGGAAGCCGCUCAUCAAAGACGUUCAAGCCGAAGAAGAACAUUCCCGAGGGCUCACACCAGUAUGAGCUUCUGAAGCAUGCAGAGGCCACGCUGGGCAGCGGGAACCUGCGCAUGGCUGUCAUGCUGCCCGAUGGAGAGGACCUCAAUGAAUGGGUGGCAGUCAACACUGUGGACUUCUUUAAUCAGAUCAACAUGCUGUAUGGGACCAUCACAGACUUCUGCACUGAGGAAAGCUGCCCACUAAUGUCUGCUGGACCCAAGUAUGAAUAUCACUGGGCCGAUGGAACCAACAUAAAAAAGCCAAUUAAAUGUUCAGCUCCGAAGUACAUUGAUUACCUGAUGACUUGGGUCCAAGAUCAGCUUGAUGAUGAGACACUUUUCCCUUCAAAAAUAGGGGUCCCUUUCCCAAAGAAUUUUAUGUCUGUGGCCAAGACCAUUUUGAAGAGACUCUUCCGUGUUUAUGCUCACAUCUACCAUCAGCACUUUGACUCGGUCAUCCAGCUGCAGGAGGAGGCGCACCUCAACACCUCCUUCAAGCACUUUAUCUUCUUCGUUCAGGAGUUUAAUUUGAUUGAUCGGAAGGAACUCGCACCCCUUCAGGAGCUGAUUGAGAAGCUCACAUCCAAGGACAGAUAAAUCUGCUCUUCCCAUCAACAUCUUCUCCGAUUUCUCUGUACAGGCAGCCUGGCUUUGUUCUCUGUGAUUGACAGGUGUGUGGGAAGGUUUCCUUCAAGAGUUGGGAAAAGGCUGAUUCCAAAAAAAUAAGAAUAAAAAGCCCUUCAUAAGCCACAACUCAACCAUAGGUCAAAGUCAUAGUGGAAUUGUACUCCUUUUGACAUCAUCUCACUCUCAAACACGAUCUAAGUGCCUGAUAUGUCCAUUUUCAAAAUUGCUCAUUUGUAAAAAAAAAAAAAAAAGCGCUACCACUGAUAAAACCUCUUCAUGAUUACACUUUUUUUUUUUUUUUUUUUUGGGAGUAUAUUGAUGAUAAUUAGUGGUAUGUUAGCUUUUUUUUCCUCGUGAUGGAUGUAUUUAGAAGUGCAUAGAUUUAAAAACACUGAAUGAGGCAUUCAUUGAUAUAUUUUUAUUUUUUUUCCUAAGAGAUGAAGAUGUCUUGGCUUCUCUUAAGUACUCAUUUUAACUGCUCCCUGUAUCUCAUGUCAUGUUUGGGAUUUCCGUUAUCCAUUACAAGAGUAGAACUGCUUUGUUCACUUCAGAUUUUAUCCGGCCCUAAAUAAAUGUCUCCUUAUUGUAA
Messenger RNA from Carassius gibelio (silver crucian carp), 1471 nucleotides. RefSeq names its product MOB kinase activator 1B-like. The record is from RefSeq and is a predicted model, not a curated record. Gene Ontology annotation, cellular component: cytoplasm; nucleus. Gene Ontology annotation, biological process: positive regulation of protein phosphorylation; hippo signaling. The coding region runs from base 52 to 852 and encodes 266 amino acids. Lineage: Eukaryota; Metazoa; Chordata; Actinopteri; Cypriniformes; Cyprinidae. Gene Ontology annotation, molecular function: protein kinase activator activity. The transcript is spliced from 6 exons.